Molecule: messenger RNA, 279 nt
Organism: Rotaria socialis
Lineage: Eukaryota; Metazoa; Rotifera; Eurotatoria; Philodinida; Philodinidae
Source: the annotation of a GenBank genome assembly
AUGACAAGUGAGGCAUCGAUAUUUUUAGCUGAUCGAACUUAUCAUAUCAAUCAACGCUACAUUUAUCGUUGGUAUACAUAUAUGCCAGCUAUUUUUCGUCAUGAAACAUAUUCGUGGAUAAAUGAAAAUAUUUUAUCAAAGAUAAAUAUUAAUGAUAUUCGAGAUGAAAUGAUAGUAACAAUUGAUAUUGAACAACAAAAUAAUGUCGCUGUAGCUGCAUCUUUUAUUCACCCUCAUGAUGUCUCCAAUUCACGCACAAAAUCGUCAUCAAUGUUCUGA